Podarcis muralis (Common wall lizard) is the source of this 2424-nucleotide messenger RNA. Lineage: Eukaryota; Metazoa; Chordata; Lepidosauria; Squamata; Lacertidae. The record is from RefSeq and is a predicted model, not a curated record.
GCCGCGCGGGCGGUGAUGGGAGUCCCAAGAUGGCGGCGCCCGUCUGAGAGAACUUCGGAGGGAGACCGCGCCGCCCGCCCGCCCGCCCGCCGCUACCCAGGCAAGAGACACCGGGAGGAGCCGCUGGAGCCCAGGCCCGCAGCCGACCGCGCUUUCCUGUGUCACUCAGAAAUAAUGUUGAUAUUUGGAACUCAUGUCGAACAUCUAUGAAGAGAGGGUAAUGAUGAUUGCAGCAGGGGAUUUGCAGGAGUUUGUCCCUUUUGGCCGUGACCACUGCAAGCACCACCCGAAUGCGCUGAACCUGCAACUUCGGCAGCUGCAACCAGCCUCGGAACUUUGGUCGUCGGACGGAGCGGCUGGUUUGGUGGGAUCCCUUCAGGAAGUUACGAUCCACGAGAAACACAAGGAAAGUUGGCAGCUAAGGAAGGGCAUUAGUGAUGUUGGCGAAGAAGUCGAGUACGAUGAAGAGCUUUACGUGGCCGGCAAUAUGGUCAUUUGGAGCAGAGGGAGUAAAAGCCAAGCUUCUGCAGUUUACAAAGCGUUUACGGUGGACAGCCCUGUUUUGCAGGCAUUGUGGUGUGAUUUCUCUAUACCCAAGGAUAAGUCUGACAAAACGGAAGAUAGCACCGAAGUAGUAGAAAAGUGUAUCUGUAUAUUACAGAGCUCUUGCAUAAAUAUCCACAGCAUUGAAGGAAAGGAUCACAUUGCUUCUUUGCCCUUUCAGGUAGCCAAUGUCUGGCCAACAAAAUAUGGCUUGCUGUUUGAACGUAGCAGUUCUUUGCACGAAGUGCCUCUUAGCCCAGCCAGAGAACCUUUGCCCACCAUGUUCAGCAUGCUGCAUCCGUUAGAUGAAAUAACGCCAAUGGUUUGUAAGUCAGCAGCAGGUUUGUUUGGCUCUGCCAGAGUACAGUACGUUGCCGACUAUUCGAUGAGAAUUGUUUUCCUCAACGCUGAGCCUUCCAUCCUAAUGACGUACGAUGCCACUCAGAGUGUGCAUACCAUCUGGGCGCUUCGUCGAGUAAAAGCAGAGGAGCAAAGCGCUGUUUUGAAAUUCUCCGAGCAGGUGGGGACCCCUCAGUAUGCGGCCGCCAGCAGCUCCUUCACAGUCCACCUUCGGAGCCUCUCUAAGGGCGACUCGCCCGUGGCUUCCCCGUUCCAGAACUAUUCCUCUAUUCACAGUCAGAGCAGGUCAGCAUCGUCCCCCAGCAUUCACUCCCGAUCACCCUCCAUAUCCAACAUGGCAGCUCUAAGCCGAUCUCACUCCCCGGCCUUAGGGGUGCAUUCAUUCUCAGGAGUGCAGAGAUUCAACUUCUCCAACCAUGCACAGUCUCCCAGGAGGCACAGUGCCUGCCAUUCUCCAAACAGUGCGAUGGACUCGUUCUUUGCCCCAGAAACGGAACUCAUUGUUCCAGAGCUUUGCAUAGACCAUCUAUGGACAGAGGCCUUCACUACCACAAGAGAGAAGAAUUCUCAAGCUUCCAAAGUAUUUAUUACGACUGACCUUUGUGGGCAAAAGUUUUUGUGCUACUUAGUGGAGUCCCAGCUUCAGUUACGCUGUGUAAAGUUUCAACAGAGUAACGACAUGUCACAGUUGAUCUUUGGCUCUGUCACCAACAUCCCGGCAAAGGAUGCAGCUCCAGUGGAAAGCAUUGACACAAUGCUGGUUCUGGAAAGCAAUGGAAACUUAGUCCUGUACACCGGAGUGGUUCGGGUAGGGAAGGUUUUUAUACCUGGUUUGCCAGCUCCGUCACUGACGAUGUCCAAUCAGAUGCCUCGCCCCAGCACCCCUCUGGACAAUGCCAAUACUCCUUCCAAGCCCUUGAACAAGCAUCUCGGACCCUUAGAUGAGGGCGUGUUGUCCCCUGUUCCAGAGCUGAGGGAUUCUUCCAAACUUCAAAAUUCCUCUUACAUUGAUGAUUGCACUUUUCAGCAACUUUCAACUUUUAUUCAUUCUGUGAGAGAUCCUGUCCAGAACAGAGUGACUCUGGAACUCAGCAGUGGCUCCAUGGUCAGAAUUACCAUCCCAGAAAUUGCAACUUCAGAAUUAGUCAAAAGAUGUUUACAAGGCAUUAAGUGUAUCCUGCCCAGAGAAGUAGCCGUGCAAAUGCUCGUCAGGUGGUACAAUGCCUACAACGCACCGGGCGGACCAAGUUACUACUCGGAGUGGAACUUAUUUGUUACCUGCCUCAUGAACAUGAUGGGCUACAACACGGACAGAGUGGCCUGGACUCGUAACCUUGAUUUUGAAGGCUCUCUUUCUCCAGUCAUUGCUCCCAAGAAAGCCCGGCCGUCAGAGACAGGAUCAGAUGAAGACUGGGAAUAUCUGCUAAAUUCUGACUAUCAUAAAAAUGUUGAGUCUCACCCUUUGGCCAAAGCUCUACGGCUGGAUCCACUGGAAGUGAAAUCUCCCAGGGACAGCCUCUC